UCUCCUUCUUCAUCCUAUCUGGACCUCCUUCCAGCGCCUUUUGGCAUUGUAUUUAGGAACAUCUUCUCGCUUUUCUUCUUUCUUUUCCUCCACAAUGUCUAGACAACGUCCCAACUUUGUCCAGCGUUUUGUACCUGAUACGACUCGACUCUUUGAGUUCCCUAACGGCACAAUGUCAUCCGCAUAUGGCGCCAAUGGCUCUGUAGAUCCUCGCUCUCUUGGCUACGAGAGCAGUGACCUUAAUGAGAUCACACGUCGUCAGAUGAAUGAGGAUAUUCAAGCCUAUCGCUACGACAUGGAUUUCUGUCGCAACCAGCUCAAUGCUGCGGAUCUCACUCCUCAAGAGACUCGCACCUUGCAGAUUCGUGUCCUAGACUGCGGUCACAACAUCCGCCAUUGCCAACACCGCAUUCAACAGCUAGACGCCCAAGCACGCGCACCCGCCACUGCUCCAGCACACAAUCGCUUCAAAGCCGAGGCCUACCGCAACUCCACAGCAACGCCCACAUCCACCGGCGCCAUUAAACGUCAACGGAUCGUCAAAGUCGCAGAUAGCGACGACGAUGACGGUGAUGACGGAGAAAUCGCGGACGGACCGUCUGGUACGCCAACAACCUCGAUCCAACGCCUCGGGUUCUGGAAAUGCCGUCUAUGCACGACGGCCAAGUUCCUAGACGCGGGUCCCAACCGCGUGCCUAGUGCGCCGUGCAAGUGGCCGCUGAAGGAUGUGUCGAAGAUCUUCAACCACUUCUUGGACAUGCACACGGAGCACUCACCCGCUGAGCGCUGUCGGGAGCUUGGUGAUGCGCUUGCGCGGAAUCGAGGUCCUUUUGAGUAUUGGUUAACUCGCACCCGUGCUCAGGAUUUGGAUGAUGCGUCUAUGAUUGACGAAUUGAUCACCACACUCCAGUCUGGUUUCCUCCCCGAGUUUUUGCGCGGUCUUAAUAGAGCAGCUGGCGCAUUCCCGAAUACGGUAUCGGGGGCUAUUAGGAAGAGCGAGGCGAGUAUGGCUUAAAUCGCGAAUAAAUCGACGUGAAGCGCGAGAGGGUGGAAUUUGGUGAUGAAUUGUUAACGAUUACGAAUACAAUGAAUCGUUCGCGCAUUUGAGUUCGAAGGGUUGAGGUCGAUGGAAAUGUUCAUGACGAUGCUCGAUAUCCUCGAUUUUUUUGCGACAAUUUGUUUCCUUUACACGGCAUGGCGUUGGGGCCUUUACAGAUGAGAAAUUAGAUUUUACUGCCUCGGUAGGAAUUCGAUCAUGGAUGGA
This is a messenger RNA of Hypoxylon trugodes, 1264 nucleotides long. RefSeq lists its product as uncharacterized. The transcript is spliced from 3 exons. The record is from RefSeq and is a predicted model, not a curated record. The coding region runs from base 95 to 1015 and encodes 306 amino acids. NCBI's taxonomy places the organism in Eukaryota, Fungi, Ascomycota, Sordariomycetes, Xylariales, Hypoxylaceae.